Molecule: messenger RNA, 2424 nt
Organism: Tetrahymena thermophila SB210
Lineage: Eukaryota; Ciliophora; Oligohymenophorea; Hymenostomatida; Tetrahymenidae
Exons: 9
Source: RefSeq, a predicted model, not a curated record
AUGACAGAGAAGCUUUUAAUAAAUGCAUUUAAUUUUAAUCAAGAAGCAAACACUGAUUAGGAUAUUAAUAGUCCUACUACAUUAAAAGCAAUUAAGCUACUUGGAUAUGAAUAAGAAGACCUUAAGAAAAUCAAUAAAGAACAAAUUGAGUUAGAAACGAAGAAAAAAUUGGAGGAUAUUCCUCUUAAUAGGUUGGAUGAAUUUGUAGAAGUGAAAAUGCAACACUAUGAAAUCAGAAGACUACACAGAAUAGAAUAAGUAAGAGAGUUGAGACAAAAACUUUUGAGAGAAAAUGAAAAAAAAGACCAAAACAUUUCGUAGAUGAACAGCACUUUUUAAUCCUAUAGUUUUAGCAGAGAGGAAUACUUAGAAAAAGAAAAAAAGAAAUUAGAAAAGCUUCAAGAAAAACAAAGAAAACAGAUUGAUUUCUUAAUAAAGAAUUAGAUUUAAAUCGAAGAAAUAAGAAGAAGAAAUGAGCACAAGAAGGAGAAAAUUAGACUUUUAGGAGAAAAAAGGAUUGAAGAAUAAAGGAAAAGAUAGCUUAUAAAUGAAGAGUAAAAAAGUUUGAGGGAGCAAAAAAAUAUAGAAAUGGAAUAGCAAAGAUAAGAAGAACAGAAAAGACUGCAAUAAAAGUUUUAAGAAAAGUAAUCUUAAUUGCAAUUGAAAAUGCUCGGAAAACAAAAAGAGUUUGAAACCAAAAAGUAGAAAAAUUAAGAAGUAAGAGAGAAACUUGAAUAAAAAAUAGUUCAAAUCAGAGAAGGUCAGUAAGCCUCGAUCUAAUAAAUAUUAUAAAACUAUUAAAGGAAGGAAGUUGUAAACGAAAAUAAAAAAAAGCUAUUUCAGGAAUAAUUACAUCAAAAAUUCUAAAAAAGAAGAGCUGCUUCAGAAAGCAAAAGUUAAUAAAUUACUCAAUAAAAGUUUAUGAAAAUGCAGUAAGAAGAAGAGAAAAAGCAAGAACAGCAGUAAAUUUUCCAUGAAAAGGAAAGAAGUAUCUAGGAGAUGUAUAUGAGAGAAGAAAACCAAAGAAAGGAAAAUGCCAGACUCAGAUAAGAUAAGAUUAAUAAAGUGAAAGAAUAAUUCCAGAAAUCAUUAAUUGAUUUACAAUAAAAAAAUCAAGUUUAAGAACAAACUAUUUAUUAGCUUAUGGAGAGAGCCUAGCAAAAUAGGACCGAAAGAUACUAUGAUAAGCAACUAAAAUGCUACGAUCAUUAAAUAAGAAUUGAGGAAACUCUAAAUAAUGCUAAACGAGUAGAAAAGUAACAUGAAAUAUAGCGCUUUAAGAUACUUUAAAAGAUCUCAGAUGAUAACGAAAAACUUCUGAAAAUUUAAAAUGAAAAAAGAGAAAUGGCAAAAGUGAAAGCAAAAAUACAAGCAGAUCACGAAAAAGAAAAGCAGUAAAUUAUCAAAGAAAUGAAUACGAUUUAAAGAUAUAAUGAAUCCAUAAAGCUAGACAAAUCAGUCUACUCAUCUCAAAAUAACGAAAGUUUCAUGAUGUCAACAUUUCACGACACUAAGAAACAAAAUCUUUUUUAGAAUUAAAUUUCUACUCCUACAAGCUUUUUCAAUAAAAAAUAAAAUCCAAAAGAUGAUAAUCUGUCGUCUAAUAAUGAUCAAUAGAGUAAAUAAGAUUAAAUAAUUGGCUAGCCAAACAACAUAAAUAUAUUAGCUUUUGGCAAAAAAGAUUAAUUUAACAGGGUAAAUUCUUCUUAAGUAGACAUUAGAAAGAAAAAAAGUUAAUAACCCUCCUCUAACUUUUAAGAUUCUCAACAAAAUUAGUAAACAGAACCUUCACAAUAAACAACUGCUAAAUAGCUCAUAUAAAAACCUCGUUAUAAAUAAAACUCUGAUUUUAAUGCUUAUAACCUAACCCAAACCCCUUCUAUCCAACAAGCCAAUAUGACAACGUUUCAAGCAAAAGUAGAACAAGAAAAAAGAAUAAAAAUGAUUUCAUUCUUAAGGGAACAUGAAGAUGUGUUGAAGAUGAUUAAUAGAUCAAAAUCCGUAUCUUAUAAUCCUCAUCUCCAACAAUAUAAUCAGUCAUCUGUAAUUCGAUAGAGAUAACUAGAAUAUUCUUAAUCAGCUAGAUAUACUAAUAAUAUGUUUAAUAUUUAAUACCAAGAUAAAAAGCCAUAAAAACUUGAUUAUAAAUCAAAUAAAUUGGUAAAAAAUAUAAUAUCUUAGGAUUAUGUUAUUGACAUUCAUACUCACUAAAAAAUCAUUUGCUAAGAACUUAACAUUAUUUUACAAAAAGAACUUAUUGCAUUACAUAGCACGUAAUAAAUAAAUGAUGAAUCAAACCAACUUAUGGAUUUAGAAGAAUCUAAAUUAGAAAAAAUAUCUAAGGAGAUAUUGAGAUCAUAUUAGAAAUAAGAGUAGAAGAGCAGCAAAAUACAUUAAAUUUAUAAAUUUUUUGAAUGUAAAUGA